Molecule: messenger RNA, 3178 nt
Organism: Candoia aspera
Lineage: Eukaryota; Metazoa; Chordata; Lepidosauria; Squamata; Candoiidae
Gene: FMOD
Product: fibromodulin
Exons: 3
Coding region: 127-1266 (379 amino acids)
Molecular function (GO): protein binding
Source: RefSeq, a predicted model, not a curated record
CCAAGCUUGGCAAAUUGCAACUUGCACACACAUGGUCUUUAGUACCCAGGAAGAUCACACAGUCAAACAUUGAAGCUCUGGAAAAAGGUGUCUCUGGGUGUAGGUUGGUCCAAAUUUUGUGACACAAUGCACUGGGCUUCUGUUUUGAUCAUAGCUGGCUUCUGUGGAAUAUCCUUGAGCCAAUAUGAUGAUCACUACGAGGACAUAUUCUGGUUACAGCAAUAUUUACGCAGCCAGUCUUCUUCCUAUAGCUAUUCACCAUAUUACGAAGAUGAGAUUCCCCCAUAUUCUUCUUACUCUUCUGUGCCAGCUGGAUCCUCUGUUGGAGAGCCUGUCCCUGAACCUCCUGUUUCUAGGGAGUGCCCCCAAGAAUGUGAAUGCCCCCCUCAUUUCUCUUCUGCCAUGUAUUGUGAUACUCGCAAUCUUAAGUAUCUUCCAUUUGUGCCUUCUCGGAUGAAAUAUGCCUACUUCCAGAACAACCAAAUUGUGGCAAUCCAAGAGGGAGCCUUUGACAAUGCAACCAGCCUGGAGUGGUUGGCACUGCAUGGCAAUCAAAUAACCAGUGAGAAAAUGGGCAAGAGGGUCUUUGCCAAGCUCAAGAACCUAGAAAGACUGUACCUUGACCAUAACAACCUGACCAAAAUGCCUUACCCUUUGCCCCAGUCACUGCGAGAGCUUCACCUGGCUUAUAAUCAGAUCAACAAGAUCCCAUCCAAUGCCCUUGAAGGCUUAGCAAACCUCACUGCCUUGUAUCUCAGCCACAACCAGAUCCAAGAAAUAGGAUCAAACCUCAAGGGAUUGAAUUCUUUGAUCCUAGCAGAUCUGAGCUACAACCAACUCAGGAGAGUCCCCGAUGGACUUCCAAGCUCCUUAGAGCAACUCUAUUUGGAGCAUAAUCACAUAAAUACCAUCCCUGAGGAUUACUUCAAGGUCUCCCCUAAAUUGCUCUAUGUACGGAUGUCUCAUAACAUCCUGACAAAUGAAGGUCUCUCCCCAAAUGCUUUCAAUACUAGCAGCCUCCUGGAACUAGACCUCUCUUAUAACCGGCUUCAGAAGAUCCCACGAGUCAGUACAAGCCUUGAAAAUCUUUAUCUACAAGGGAACAAAAUAAAUGAAUUCACCAUCAACAGUUUUUGCAGCUUUGUAGACAUCAUGAAUUUUUCCAAGCUACAAGUCUUGAGGCUGGAUGGGAAUGAGAUCCGACGCAAUCACGUGCCCUCGGAUGCCCCACUAUGCCUGCGGUGGGCCAAUGUCAUAGAUAUUUAACCACUGCUCUUGUUUCUUCUCUUAGACCACCUCCACCAUAAAAACAAGGCCAAAUCUUUCCUGCAAUCCUAUGGCACAAUGAGGAUUCUUUCUCACUUUUAUUACUGCUUCAUUUGAUUGAGCUUCUGCAGUGGUAUAAUGUAGGAAGAAUUGGUAACUUGAUCCAAGAGGUGUUGUUUAUAUUAGUCAAUUCAGUAACAACACAUAAGCCAAGCAAAUCUUUGCUUACCUCUUGCCUACUUUCUCUCUACUCCCCUCUUUUCAGCAAUCACUUACUCAGUUUUCAGGACAUGUUGUCGGGUGGUGCCCAUUCUCUUUGGUGGGUGGUAGAGAAGUGUUUUUCUUUACAAGUGUUUCAUGUGUGUAGCAUUAGAAAUCUGAUACCAGCUGGGAUACCUCUGAGAGUUAGUUUUCCAUGUAGGAGGACUGCAAUGAAAAAGUAGCAUGUGUGUAGUGGGGGUGGACGAGAUUGAAUCCAAACAAAAUGAAAACAGAUUAACGGGUUGGCCACCCAGCAGGAACAAUCAGAGAGAUGAGGUAGGGAAACUGAAAAAAGCAAAACUGAGAGAAACAUCGUGACAAAUUCAUUGACAUGAAUAUAACUCCCUGGGUGUUAGUUACCAACUAAGUAGCAUCAUUAUGGUAUCUUCGACUUUCUUUUCCAUUAGUUUUAACAUACACAAUACAACAACACAUAUUACCAGUGAGGAAUCAAAAGCCCAAGAAGCUUGCCAACCCAUAAAAAUUGCAUACUGAGCUAAUCACGACGCUAUACAUCAAAUGUCACCAUUACCUUUCCAAAUCCUAACAAAUGCUUGUCAUCUGUAAUUUUCACAAUUUAGUCCCCAGAAAGACCCAAACAUAGUUUUACACUUCAAUCGUUUCAGCAAGAACCUUUCCUUCCAUCUUUUCCAUUCUUACUUUGCUGGAGUGCUCAGCAACCAAGGUUUAUUGUCAGCAUCCUAUUUAAUCUCUUAAUGUUCUGCAAUCAGUGCUUUUGUAGCAGAAGGAUUUUAAAUAAUAUUUCCGCCUCAGAUUUGGAGGACAUUGCACUUUGAGACAUUAAAAGGAGUUAGGGAGCCCUCAAAUCUAACAUUUUCUCACAAUUUGAAGGGGACUUCAUAUGGGUAGAAAAGCUUAAUUCAUACCACAUCCUGGAGGGGUGCGAGAAGAGAGAAUCCUUUUCAUUUUCAGGAAAAAGAACAUUUUACUAUGUAAAUUUCUGAUGGCAUUGAGCCCCAUUUGAGGCUUCCUACACACUGCAUAUUAUUAACCUUUUCCAGCCACCAGAAGAAAGAGGCUGUUUUUUUUUCCCUUUCUCCUGUUAUAAUGCAAUUCAGUUCAUUAUUCAGUGCUUUCAGCAUACAUAUUUCAUAUUUCUUUCCAUCUGCUGCUUGAGUGCAUAUAAAGAAUGCUACUGUUUAAAGGCAGAUUUCCAGCCAGUAAUAAAAUGCAAUGAGAACCAUCAGCAUUAAAAUGGCUGGAAGACUCACUACCAUUCAAGCAAGAUAUUCAGCCAGCAUAAAAUGAAGAACUGAGGGUUUUAGACUUGUACUGCUCUGUAAGUUCCCAUUUUCAGUACAGUAAUACAAUAAAAGGUGCAUCCUAAAUCCUUGUUACAACAGCAUUCCCUUCUUGCUUCCUGUAAGUCUAAUUACAUUUGCUGUAAUUAGUUUGCUUGACUGUAGAAUUGCCUGUGUUGAAUUUCAUGCAUGUCGUCAUACCAACUACUGCCAUAAGAAUCAAUGAUGCUUUCAUCUAUCAUCCACUGAAUUCUUUCAUUUCCAUAAAAUUCAUGGAGGGAAAGAUAAGAACAAGGAGAAAGUAGAUCUUAGGAGAUUCUGAGAAGCUCAAAAUACCAACAAAACCUUUUUGUAUAUGUAAAGUGCAUGCUGAUAAUAUUUUUAAAAUG